Hylaeus volcanicus is the source of this 720-nucleotide messenger RNA. RefSeq names its product DNA-directed RNA polymerases I, II, and III subunit RPABC3 (gene Rpb8). Bases 83 to 538 code for a protein of 151 amino acids. Gene Ontology annotation, cellular component: RNA polymerase I complex; RNA polymerase II, core complex; RNA polymerase III complex. Lineage: Eukaryota; Metazoa; Arthropoda; Insecta; Hymenoptera; Colletidae. Gene Ontology annotation, molecular function: DNA-directed RNA polymerase activity. The transcript has 4 exons. Gene Ontology annotation, biological process: DNA-templated transcription. The record is from RefSeq and is a predicted model, not a curated record.
AUCGGCGAUCUGAAAUUACGUUCUCGAGAAGCAUAAAGUUAACGUUUGCCACGAGGUGGCAGCACCGUUAGGAGUGUCUAAAAUGGCGGGCGUGCUGUUCGAGGAUAUUUUCAACGUGAAAGACAUCGAUCCAGAGGGCAAAAAGUUUGACAGGGUGAGCAGGCUCCACUGCGAGUCCGAGUCCUUCAAAAUGGACCUGAUCCUGGACAUCAACAGCUGGCUCUAUCCGAUGGAAUUGGGUGACAAGUUUCGUCUGGUUCUCGCGACGACCUUGAGAGAGGACGGCUAUCCCGAUGGAGGAGAGUGGAACGCCACGGAACAGGAAGGAGGUUCCAGAGCAGACAGUUUCGAGUACGUGAUGUCUGGCAAGGUGUUUCGAAUCGAAGGCGACGAAGCCAGCAACGAGCCCAGCAGCAGACUGUCUGCCUACGUAUCGUUCGGAGGACUGCUGAUGAGGUUACAGGGUGACGCAAACAACCUACACGGUUUCGAGAUCGAUCAGCAUAUGUACCUACUCAUGAAGAAACUCGCGUUCUAACUGCGUCGCGCGUCGCAGCGUGACUUAGAAAACUUCUAUUUUAAAUUAUUUUUCUUUUUAGAUUUGCGAGUAGUUGAAUAUUGAGACAACUUCAGAGAAAUACGACGAUUCGACGCACUCCUCAGACAUUACUGCCGCAGUCGUUUCUAAGACUGAUUAAUAAAGAUAUUUUUCCAUGUUGA